Molecule: messenger RNA, 2183 nt
Organism: Elaeis guineensis (African oil palm)
Lineage: Eukaryota; Viridiplantae; Streptophyta; Magnoliopsida; Arecales; Arecaceae
Source: RefSeq, a predicted model, not a curated record
CCAUUCGCACCGUCCUCUCUCGCGAUUGCCGAGCCUUCCUGAGUCGGUCUGUUUCUUCGCAGCAAAGCAACGAUAAAGAGCCAAAAAAAAAAAAAAAUCAUAAAGACACUUAACGGAGGAACACACGGCGAAUCUCCUCUUUGUAUAAAACGCGCUCUCUCUAACCCCGUCCGGAACCCAGCGGUCCAGGGAAAAAAAAGGAGGAGGAGAGGGAGAGUCGACGGAAAAAGAAAUGGAGGAAGACAGAGGAGUCGCUAACGGGGGGGACGCCCACGAUCUGAAAUCGCUCCUCUCCGGCGAGGGCAGGGACUUCCUCGUCCGCAACAACGGCGAUCAGGUGAAGAUCAGCAAUUUAGAUGGUAAAGUCACUGGUCUUUACUUCUCAGCCUCAUGGUGUGGUCCCUGCCACCGGUUCACUCCGAAGCUGGUCGAAGCCUACAAUGAGAUAUCAUCGCGGGUUGAGGAUUUUGAGGUCAUCUUCAUAUCCUCUGAUGAGGAUGAAGAGUCAUUUAACAACUACUUCUCUGAGAUGCCAUGGCUUGCCAUUCCUUUCUCAGACUCUGAGACCCGAGACCACCUCAACGAGCUGUUCGAUGUUAGCGGAAUACCCCACCUUGUGAUCCUUGAUAAGAGUGGCAAGGUUCUCACCGAUGAGGCUGUGCAGGUAGUGAGAGACUAUGGCUCAGAGGGGUACCCAUUCACACCUGAGAGGAUUGCGAAAAUGAAAGAGGAGGAGAAGGCUGCAAAGGAUAAUCAAACUCUUCGGAGUGUGCUGGUUUCCUCCUCUCGUGACUUUGUGAUAUCAAACAGUGGAAAACAGGUACCUGUGACAGAGCUUGAAGGAAAGAUUGUGGGUCUGUACUUCUCACUGAGUUCUUUUGGGCCAUGCAAUGGGUUUAGCAGAGUCCUUGCAGAUAUGUAUGGCAAGCUGAAGGAAAAGGGGGAGAGUUUUGAGGUUGUGCUGGUAUCCUUAGAUGAUGAUGAAUCAUCUUUCGAGCAAAGCUUUGCUAGCAUGCCAUGGCUCGCCAUCCCUGUCAAGGACAAGAGUUCUGAAAAGCUUGCCCGCUACUUUGAGCUCGAGACCAUCCCCACACUUGUUGUGAUCGGCUCAGAUGGGAAGAUUCUGAAUGCUAAUGCUGCUGAACUUGUGGAAGAGUAUGGGGUUGAGGCAUACCCAUUCUCUCCAGAGAAGUUGGAAGAGCUUGCAGAGAUGGAGAAGGCGAAGAUGGAAGCGCAGACAUUGGAGUCACUUCUUGUUUCUGGGGAGCGAGAUUAUGUCAUUGGAAAAGGCAAUGUGAAGGUUCCCAUAUCCGAACUUGUUGGGAAGAAUAUCCUUCUCUACUUCUCCGCGCAGUGGUGCCCUCCAUGUCGUGCAUUUCUGCCCAAGCUAAUUGAGGCAUACCACAAGAUCAAGGAGAAGGACAGUGCGUUCGAAGUGAUCUUUGUCUCAAGUGAUCAGGACCAAAGCUCCUUUGAUGACUUCUUUUCUGGCAUGCCCUGGUUAGCCCUCCCCUUCGGAGAUGAAAGGAAGAACUCUUUGAGCCGCACCUUUAAGAUCUAUGGCAUCCCAUCCCUUGUUGCCAUUGGCCCAACUGGAAAAACAAUCACCAAGGAAGCAAGAGAGCUGGUGAUGGACCAUGGAGCUGAUGCUUACCCCUUCACUGAGGAGCGAAUAAAGGAGCUCAAGGCAGAAAGCGAGGAGAUGGCAAAGGGUUGGCCAGAGAAAGUGAAACAUGAGCUCCAUGAGGAGCAUGAGCUUGUGAAGACCCACCGGCGGGGGUAUUUCUGCGACCGGUGCGGGAAGGAAGGCAAAGGGUGGUCUUUCUAUUGCGAGGAGUGUGACUUUGAUCUGCACCCCAAGUGUGCAUUGGAGGAGGAUAAAAAGAUGGAUGAUGUCGAUGAGGGUGGUUUGCCUGGUGAGGACCCUCAAGACAGGCAAGGGGAGGCUGGCAAGGAAGGAUAUGUGUGCGAGGGGGGAGUCUGCUAUAAAGUUUGAGGUCUUCAAUUACUGGUUUUCAGACAAUUGUGUGUCACCUUAAGUCUUAAACUGCCUUGGAUUACUCACGAUGCUUGUUUAGAUUUUUUUUUUUUUUUUAAUACCUGUCUUGAAUUCUGAAAUUGAGGUGAAAAGACUUGUACUUCUAUAGUUCAUGAAUAUACUUGUAGAAUGAUACAAAUCUUAA